UGAGCCUGCAACCAAGGCAGUUGCAGUGGUGCAGAAUGGCUGACCUCAGUCUUGCAGAUGCAUUAACAGAACCACCUCCAGAAAUUGAAGGAGAGAUUAAACGGGACUUUAUUGCCACACUGGAGGCAGAGGCCUAUGAUGAUGUUGUGGGAGAAACUGUUGGAAAAACAGACUACAUUCCUCUCCUGGAUGUUGAUGAGAAAACUGGGAAUUCGGAGUCAAAGAAAAAACCAUGCCCAGAUACUAGCCAGGUUGAAGGUACUCCAUCUCCUAAACCAGCAGUGCUAGCCAACGGUGACCAUGGAAUAGAAGGGAAUGACACUACAGGGUCUCCAACAGAAUUCCUUGAAGAGAAAAUGGCCUACCAGGGAUAUCAGAACAACCAGAACUGGCCAGAAAAUACAAACUUUUGCUUUGCACCCGAGCAAGUGGUGAAUCCUAUCCAGACUGAUCCCUUUAAGAUGCACUGUGGUGAUGGCCUGGAAGAUUUGCUCUUUUUUCCCAGUGGGACCGCCAAUCCUUCAGCAUUUACACAGCAAAGUGAUCCCCUGAAAGACAGUUAUGGUCAUCUUCCCUGCGACACAUUUGCUUCUGCAGCAGUUGUACCUCAGGGCUGGCCUGUGGAAGCCCCAAGCUCUGCCCACGCGGGAGUCUUCAUUUCCCCAGAGGCCACACAACCUCUGCAGCCCACAGCAGAGCCAGCCAAGGAGGUAGAAAUGGCAUCGGCAGAAGAGAGGGCAUCAACAGAAGCAUUGGAAAUAAUGAUGGGACUGAAGCCUGCUGACAUGGCACCAUCUAGAGAAACAGAGAUGGCCUUGGCUGAGGACAUGGCACCAAUCACAGAAACAGAGGUAGCAUUGGCCAAAGACAUGGAACCACCUACCAAAGAAGAUAUGGCAUUUGCCAAGGACAUGGAAUCAUCCAUUGAAUCAGAUAUGGCUGUAGUCAAGGACGUGAUACUACCUAUAGAAACAAAGGAAACCCCAGCCAAGGAUGAAAUACUAUUCAAAGAAACAGAGAGGGCACCACCUAUAAAAAUGGAUUUGGCCCCAGCUGAAGGCAUGGUAUCACUCUCAGAAAUGGAGAUGGCAUUGGCUGAGGAUGUUGUAUCAUCCACAGAAAUAUCCUCAGCCAAGGAGUUUGCCUUGUCCUCAGAGACAGAGGUGGCCCCAGUCAAGGACAUGGCUCCAUCUCCAGAAACAGAGAUGGCCCUGGGCAAGGACAUGGCUUCACCCCCAGAAACAGAGGUGGCCCUGGUCAAGGACAUGGCUCCACCCAUAGAAACAGAGGCUGCCCUGGUCAAGGACAUGGCUCCACCCAUAGAAACAGAGGCGGCCCUGGUCAAAGACAUAGCUUCACCCCCCCAAACAGAGAUGACUCUGGGCAAGGAUGUGCCUCUGCUUCCAGAAACAGAGAUAUUCCUGGCUAAGGAUGUUGUACCGCCCUCAGAAACAGAGGUGGCAUCAGUUCCAGUUAAGGACAUGGAAAUUGUACAGACACAGAGAGAAAUAAGUGAGGAUUCCCAGUUAGGAUCUCUCCAGAAUAAGGGGCAUUCAGCUGCACCUACUUCCAUGAUUUCACCAGAACCAGUCACAGCCACAGGCCAAAAGUUCAAUUUGCCAGCAGAUGAGGCUUCUGUGUUAGAGAAACUAGAGCAGAAGAAACCAUUCAGUAGUCAAGCUCCUGAGCUUUCUUCAGAGACCUCAGGAAUAUCCAAGCCAGAAGACGGACAACCUACUGUGAGCUUGACCGGAAAUGACAUCACCGCCCCUCCAAACAAGGAGCUCCCACCAAGCCCAGAGAAGAAAACAAAGCCUUUGGCCACAACUCAGCCUGCAAAGACUUCAACAUCGAAAGCCAAAACACAGCCCACUUCUCUCCCUAAGCAUCCAGCUCCCACCACCUUUGGUGGGUCGACUAAAAAACCCAUGAGCCUUGCUUCAGGCUCAGUACCAGCUGCCCCACCCAAACGCCCUGCUGCCACCACUGCCAGGCCUUCCAUCUCACCUUCAAAAGACGUGAAGCCCAAGCCUGUUGCAGAUGCAAAGAUUCCUGAGAAGAAGACUACACCAUCCAAGCCGGCCUCUGCCCCAUCCUUCAGGCCUGGCUCCAAGAGCACCCAGACUGUUCCAAAAGCCACAGCGGCUGCCUCUCUUGCCUCAGCUGGGCCAAGCAGUAGGAGCGCCCCCAUGCCCCUGCCCAGGAGGCCUACUGGCAUCAAGACUGAGGGAAAACCUGCAGAUGUCAAGAAGAUGGUUACGAAGUCUGCACCAGCUGACUUGGGUCGCUCAAAGAGCACCUCCAGCAGUACCAUGAAGAAGAACGCCAUCGUCCCUGGGGCAGCUCCCCCAGCAGGCGUGGCUCCCAGUCGAGUCAAGCCCACAGUCACGUCUCCCCGGCCCUCUGGGACUCUUGCCACGGACAAGAAGCCCACGUCAGCCAGGCCCAGCUCCUCUGCCCCAAGGCUGAGCCGCCCGACUACCAGCACGUCCACCCCUGAUCUGAAGAAUGUCCGCGCCAAGGUUGGCUCCACGGAAAACAUCAAACAUCAGCCUGGAGGAGGCCGGGCCAAAGUAGAGGAAAAAACAGAGGCAGCUGCUGCAGCUCGAAAACCUGAACCUAAUGCAGUCACUAAAACAGCUGGCCCAGGUGCGAGUGCACAGAAACCGCCUGCUGGGAAAGUCCAGAUAGUCUCCAAAAAAUUGAACUACAGCCAUAUUCAGUCCAAGUGUGGUUCCAAGGACAAUAUUAAGCAUGUCCCUGGAGGUGGUAAUGUUCAGAUUCAGAACAAGAAGGUGGACAUCUCUAAGGUCUCUUCCAAGUGUGGGUCCAAGGCCAACAUCAAGCACAAGCCUGGUGGAGGAGAUGUCAAGAUUGAAAGUCAGAAGUUGAACUUCAAGGAGAAGGCUCAGGCCAAGGUGGGAUCCCUGGAUAAUGUGGGCCACCUGCCUGCGGGAGGUUCCGUGAAGACUGAGGGCGGUGGCAGCGAGGCCCCUCCGUGUCCGGGCCCCCCCGCUGGGGAGGAGCUGGCCAUCCCUGAGGCAGCGCCUGAAGCUGGCGCCCCCACUUCAGCCAGUGGCCUCAGUGGCCACACCACCCUGGCAGGGGGUGGUGACCAAAGGGAGGCCCAGACCUUGGACUGCCAGAUCCAGGAGACAAGCAUCUAAUGAUGACAUUCUGGUCUCGUCUUCCGUCCCCUUUGUUGCCCCUCUUGUCUCCUUCGUUACCCUCUCCCUUCCCUCCUCCCGUGUCACUGCAGAUUGAGACCUACAGGCUGACGUUCCGGGCAAACGCCAGGGCCCGCACCGACCAUGGGGCCGACAUUGUCUCUCGUCCCCCCCACUUCCUUGGUGGCCCCAGCUCAGGCACCCGGGCCUUUGGCUCCCUUCCCCGGGCUGCCCACUAGACCUGUGACCACUUGGGUGCUGGGCAGCCCUCUAGGUUCCUCCCUCCUCCCCUCUUGCCUCCCUUGCCUAGGGCAGCAGCAGUCGCCCCCACACCUCCUUCCAGUCCUUGCCCCAGGCCCAGCUCCUUGCUUUGCUCCUGGCCCGUCAUCGCAUCACUGCUCCAGGGGGAAGCGUGGGAGGAGAGUGGUAGGGGAGGCUAAUGUGGGAUCUGGGGGAUCUAAGAGGAAGGAAUCAGAUUCCAACCUCCUCUUUGUUUGGGUUUUUGGACCAAACCCAAGAACAACCGACAUACGCUCCCUCUGCUGGAUCCACCUGGAGGGAAGAGUGGAAUCUCCACGUGAUGGAUGGCCCGGUCCUGACUGUGUCCCUGGAGCUCGCUAAGCCACUGCCUCUCCCUUUGACCCCACAAUGGUGCCCACCACGCGGGUGGUGCCAGACACCUCUUGCUACCCUGCCCCAAGUUAGUUAGGGGUCAGUGCUGCCUGUGCCCGCUGCCUCCCCUACCUUUCUAGCUGCUGUCAUACUUUUUUUUUCUUUUAUCAUUUUUUUUAAUAACCUAAAAACUGGUGGAAUAGUUGUGCAGGUUGAAGUCAUGUCUAAAGGAAAGUCCUCAGCAGGUGUUAAAGGAAACAGGGAGGGGAGAUCCUCCAGCCUCCAGCCAGGUCAGGCACUGGGGGCCUGGCAGGUCAGAGCUCUGGAGAUGGAGUGGGCAGGGCAGGUGGUAUGCGGAGGCGUGGCCUGGUGGGCAAAUAGGGUACGCUAGGGGCUGCUCAGAGUGUGGACUGGUUGUUCUGGCAUUUUGCGUGUAUGCUGCUUUUCUUUUCUAACCAAGAGGCUGGUUUUGGCAUCUCUGUCUCAUUCCUGGGAUCUGGUGGGAGAUAAAAGGUCAGUGCUGGGAAGGGCCAUGAAGGUCGAAAUCUUCCAGACCUGCAGGCCUAGGACACUCGAGCCUUCAGCUCCCAGGGAGCCCGAGAUGUCCAGAACUUGUGUGGGUAUUGGGGAAUCAGGUCUGGAAAUUUAAAAAUAAAGGUAUGAGACUGAGGCCAUCCCACGUCCCUUUCAGCCUGACUGGAGAGGAGAGGGAGGCAAGGCGAGGCCAGGCCAGGCCAGCCUGCGGAGGGGUGUCCCAGCUAGGCCUGCCCACGGGAUGGCUGCAAUGAGGAGAAAUCCCGGGAAUCAUAUUGACACGAAGAUUCUUACUGCACUUGUAUUUUUUGUAUUAAAGUUUGCAUGGUUUCUAAUAAAGGAUUAAAACCUACCUGUUUGUAGUGAAAUGGCCUGGGAAGUUUUAGGGCAUCUCUCAAAGGGCACUUUUUGCAGUAGAGAUUUGGUACCUCGCCCUACUGCCCUCUGAUCCUGUCCCUGAGCUGAGAAGGUAGGGGCUGUUGACGUAGGUUCAGAUUUGAUCUCCAUGUAAAGGGAGAGCACCUUGGCGGGGCCAGUCCUCCCAUUUCUGCGGUACUACCCCAUCCCCAGCUACCAAGCACAUACCAAGAAGUCACAGGUCUUGGCAAGAAAGUGCUUCCAGAGCCAGACCGUCUAGAAUGCUCGACUGUGCAGGGAGAUCAGAGCUCCCAUGCUUUGUCAGCAAGAGGAAGGGGCAAGAUGAAGCUGGGGAGAAGGAAGUGGGUGUGUGGGGGGGGCAUGAGGAGAGACAGGAGGGGUGACGGUACAGGACCUAAAGGAACCUGUGCCCUGUGUUGACCAGCCACACAGAUGCCAAGGUAAACUGCAGACUGGCUCCUUUCACUCCUUUAGUCAUGGGUUGGGGUCAGGGAGGUGACCUAAGUGGAGAACUCUCUGGGUGGCCUGGCCAUAGCACCGUUGAAGGGUCCCACAAACCAGAGAGGCUGAAGUGGCUGACCUGACAGGUGAGGACCAGAGGCCCCUGUGCUGUGUACUACGCUGCAGCCAUCUGGGGGGUGGGACAUUUCUGUACUGCCCAAUUAGCUUAUGGCUCAACCAUUACGUAUGUCUGUGAUUCUAUUGUAACAAUUUCAAAAGUAAAUAAAGCUUGUGAUGUCCCACCAUG
Miniopterus natalensis is the source of this 5439-nucleotide messenger RNA. Lineage: Eukaryota; Metazoa; Chordata; Mammalia; Chiroptera; Miniopteridae. The record is from RefSeq and is a predicted model, not a curated record.